AUGUUCGUGAGAGGGGACAACCCUAAGAAACCUCUCCAGGACAAAGAAACCGCCUCCCGUCGAGUCUCACGAGGCUCGGCGCAUGUGCCUUGCACACACAACUCGGUUAGCGUGUUGGUGCCCGGCACAGGUCGAGUGGGGCCGGAAUCGCGGAACAGGCAAGAAAACGGCGGUCCCAGUCCCGGCGUCGGGGGGUUGCUCCCAAAGGAGCGGCUGAGGGCAGCGGCGGAUCCUUCCAAGGUCGACACAUAA
This is a messenger RNA of Penicillium oxalicum, 252 nucleotides long. RefSeq lists its product as uncharacterized. The transcript has a single exon. NCBI's taxonomy places the organism in Eukaryota, Fungi, Ascomycota, Eurotiomycetes, Eurotiales, Aspergillaceae. Bases 1 to 252 code for a protein of 83 amino acids. The record is from RefSeq and is a predicted model, not a curated record.